AAAACACCUCCAUAGAAGGCAGCGGGGAGCAGCGCCCGCAGCAGCGCCCGCACCGCCGCGCAGGGGCCGCGGGGCCCGACCCAAACUUUGGGCGCAGCGCGGCGCGGCGGCGGCCCGGCCGGCCCGGCGGUGGAUGCGGCUUUGUGGGCCGGCUCGCUGAGCCUGCAGCCGCCGCAAGAUGCCCGCCGCGCUGCCCAGCCUGCUGGCCUGGCUGGCGGUGCUGCUGCUCGGCAGGGCCCGCCCGGCCGACGCCUGCAGCUGCUCGCCCAUCCACCCGCAACAGGCUUUCUGCAACGCCGACGUAGUGAUCCGUGCCAAGGCCGUCUCUGCCAAGGAGGUGGAUUCGGGGAAUGACAUCUACGGCAACCCCAUCAAGCGGAUCCAGUACGAGAUCAAGCAGAUCAAGAUGUUUAAGGGCCCCGACCAGGACAUCGAGUUCAUCUACACGGCGCCGUCGACGGCCGUGUGCGGGCGGCCGCUGGACACGAGCGGCAAGAAGGAGUAUCUCAUUGCAGGCAAGUCGGAGGGCAACGGCAGGAUGCACAUCACGCUCUGCGACCUGGUCUCCACCUGGGACUCGCUGAGCCCCACGCAGAAGAAGAGCCUCAACCAGCGGUACCAGAUGGGCUGCGAGUGCAAGAUCUCGCGCUGCCUCUCCAUCCCCUGCUUCGUGUCCUCCUCGGACGAGUGCCUCUGGACGGACUGGGCCAUGGAGAAGAACAACGUGGACGGGCGGCAGGCGAAGCACUACGCGUGCAUGUGCCUCCGCACCAGGCUUGGAGAUGUCGCGCUGCACCAGUCUGGGCAACUCCCGCGUGCUGCAGAAACACGCGAAAGAAGGAAAAAAAAUCAAAAAAAAAAAAAAAAAAAACCAASCCSCCCUCUACUCGGUCCCAUGUAAGACUCCCGUUCGCUUCCUGUAUGGUUAUAUCAUAGUAACACUUACUGCCGUCUCCGCUGGUAGUCUGUCCUUGAGUUUAAUAUUUCCAUUUGUUUUGCCAUCAGCUGUAUCAUUCCUGUGCUGUAAUUUUCUUUGUUAAUUUUAUUCCCUCGUUAGGUGUUAGAAUUGCACUUGUUUUGUAAAGGGUUUCCGCGCCCAGAAGGCUGCGAGCGCGCCCGGGUCGCCCCCCCGGCGCGUCCCAGCAGCAGGUCCGUUGGUGUCCGUCCCCCGUCCGCCCCCACGCAGGUCCCCGGACGCCUGGGCCCCGCGCCGGACCUGCCGCUUCUGCUCUGGAAAGGAGAUGAAGGAUUCGUGAUUGGCUUUUGUUUUUUUAAUUUAUAUCCCCCUGGUUCUCGGCUCCGCUCGCUUCCUUCCUGACUCCGUUCCCCUCUCCGUGCAAGCAGUGCAGAGCGUUCGGAAAAAAAGAAAAAAAAGGAAAGGAAAGAAAAAAGUUUACAGGAUAGUUAUUUUCAGAUCUUUGCUUGAUAAGUAUUAAAGUAAGAAAUAUCUAACUUGCUGCCAUAAUUUAAAGCUUUGGGGGGUGUUUGGGGUUUUUGAGCAAUAUGUUUUUGCUGGAAUCUGAAGUCUGAGACCUUCUUGUGCUGGAACCACAUGGACGUUGUUGAUCCUGACAAGCAGACUGUGCAUGUCUUUGAUGCUCUGUAUAAUUCAUACGUGGACGUUCAGUCUUUGGACAAUAAACUGUAUUAUCAAACCGAA
Nothoprocta perdicaria is the source of this 1660-nucleotide messenger RNA. RefSeq names its product TIMP metallopeptidase inhibitor 2 (gene TIMP2). The coding region runs from base 179 to 901 and encodes 240 amino acids. Gene Ontology annotation, molecular function: protease binding; metalloendopeptidase inhibitor activity. The record is from RefSeq and is a predicted model, not a curated record. Gene Ontology annotation, biological process: negative regulation of endopeptidase activity; negative regulation of membrane protein ectodomain proteolysis. Gene Ontology annotation, cellular component: extracellular matrix. The transcript is spliced from 6 exons. Lineage: Eukaryota; Metazoa; Chordata; Aves; Tinamiformes; Tinamidae.